CAUGGCUUCUGGCACCUAGCUGCCACUACUAGAACAACGACAACGACGAAGACAAUGCCUCUUGUAAAGGGGAAAAGCUUCCUUCUGCAGAUGAAGUCCUGCUGUUGCGCGAGCCACAAGCUUAUUCGCGAGAAGGAGAAAGCUCUCCUUGCUUCUCAGACUCAUUUCACUGAAGAUGAAGUUGAAGCUUUGUUUGAGCUGUUCAGGAAGUUGAGCAGCUCUCUGGUGGAUGAUGGGGUUAUAAGCAAAGAAGAGUUCCAGCUGGGUUUGUUUGGGAACAGCAGGAAGCAGACCCUCCUUGCUAAUAGGCUCUUCCAAUUGUUUGAUUCCAAGAGAGACGGAGCAAUAGACUUUGAAGAGUUCGUGAGAGCUUUGAGUGUCUUCCACCCCAAGGCAGCUCAAACAGAGAAAGCUGCUUGUAAGAAACCAACUUCCUUUUUCUGCAUUCUGCUGAUUUCCUCAUCGUGUCUUUUUAUCUUGAUGGCUCAGCUGAUACAUGAUGAUUUGCCAGUUUCAUUCCAGCUCUACGACAUCUGGGAAACGGGCUUCAUCCAACGCAAAGAAGUCAAGGAGCUGUUUCUGGCACUCCUGGAUGAGUCUGACUUGCUACUCACAGAUGAAACUGUCGAGGCCAUUGUUGAUAAGACAUUCAAUGAGGCGGACUCAAAAGGCGAUGGAAAGAUCGAUGAAGAGGAAUGGAGGCACUUCACAGCUCAGUACCCAUCACUACUGCAGAGUGUGACUCUUCCACAUUUAUUGGAUGUCGGAACAGUGUAUCCGAGUUUUACAUCAGUCUGAUAUCGAUGAUGACUCGAGUAUAGUUUCACUAAAUUCAAAAAGGUGUGAUCUUUUAUUCAGAGCUGAAAUGUACACAUUUCUUACAACUAAUCAACAAGUAACAUAUAAGUGAUACAUGAUCUAUAGAACUGGAACACCAUCCAUUAAUUUUCUGCUUGUUAAUCCGGAAUAGAAAAAUAGAACAGGCAAACGGACAAUUCGAGUUUUACGUGAUAUCUCUGGAAUGUCCGCACUAAUCCACGGAAGUGUUAUUGUAGUUUUCUCAUUUAUGUAUCUUCCCAGCUGCAUCUCACCACUGCUAUUAAUAUUAAUAUAUUAAUAUUUUUUAAUAUAUAAAAGUCAAGGU
This is a messenger RNA of Linum tenue, 1144 nucleotides long. NCBI's taxonomy places the organism in Eukaryota, Viridiplantae, Streptophyta, Magnoliopsida, Malpighiales, Linaceae. The record is from the annotation of a GenBank genome assembly.